This is a messenger RNA of Morus notabilis, 1775 nucleotides long. Its product is annotated as protein DETOXIFICATION 9. Gene Ontology annotation, molecular function: antiporter activity; xenobiotic transmembrane transporter activity. The transcript is spliced from 7 exons. The record is from RefSeq and is a predicted model, not a curated record. Bases 8 to 1435 code for a protein of 475 amino acids. Lineage: Eukaryota; Viridiplantae; Streptophyta; Magnoliopsida; Rosales; Moraceae. Gene Ontology annotation, cellular component: membrane. Gene Ontology annotation, biological process: xenobiotic detoxification by transmembrane export across the plasma membrane.
AUCAACCAUGGAAGAGGCACUUCUGGUAGAGAGAGAUGAGAAAUGGAAAGUAACAUGGAGGGCAUUGGCGGAGGAGCUAAAGAAGGUCAGUUACAUAGCUGUUCCCAUGGUGGUCGUGUCCGUGUCACACUACCUUCUUCAGGUUGUUUCUGUGAUGAUGGCAGGCCAUCUCAGCGAGCUCUCACUUUCCGGUGUCGCCAUCGCCAACUCCUUCACCGCCGUCACCGGAUUUAGUCUCGUUUUUGGAAUGGCUGGUGCAUUGGAAACAUUAUGUGGGCAAGCUUAUGGAGCCAAGCAAUACCGAAAGCUCGGAACCUACACUUACUGCUCUGUGGUUGCUCUUACUUUUGUGUGUUUACCAGUAUCUCUCCUCUGGAUAUUUGAGGAGAAAUUACUGGUCUUGUUAGGUCAGGACCCUUCAGUCUCCAAGCAAGCAGGAAGAUACUCUAUUUUUCUCCUUCCGGCACUUUUUGCUUACGCCGUUCUCAAGUCAUUGGUUCGCUACUUACAAACUCAGGGGCUGACAUUUGCAAUGCUCUUGAGCUCAUGCGUCGCUCUUUCUCUCCACAUUCCUCUUUGUUGGUCUCUGGUGUAUAAGUUUGAACUAGGAACUGCUGGAGCAGCAUUGUCACUUGGUUUGUCGUAUUGGUUGUGUGUCAUGAUGCUUGGGAUUUACAUUAAGUGUUCUUCUGUCUGUGAAAAAACUCGAUCCUCGUUCACAAUUGAUGUGUUCUUAAGCAUUCGGGAGUAUAUGCGGUUCGCUGUUCCUUCUGCUAUUAUGGCUUGCCUAGAGUGGUGGUCGUUUGAGCUGGUUAUUUUGCUUUCCGGAACUCUACCAAAUUCAAAACUUGAAUCUUCAGUACUUUCCAUUUGCCUUACAACAACUUCACUGCACUACUUGAUAUCAUAUGGAAUUAGUGCUGCUACAAGCACUCGCAUUUCGAAUGAACUUGGAGCCGGGAAUCCAAAAGCAGCUCAAGCAGCAGUUUAUGCAGGAGUGAUUCUUACAGUUGUAGAGGCUGUCAUUGUGGGCGUCAUUCUCUUCUGCUGUCGUUCGGUUCUCGGAUAUGCUUACAGCAAUGAAAAGGAGGUUGUCGAUUACAUGAAGGAAAUAGCGCCUUUGCUGUCUCUUUCAGUUGUCAUGGAUGGCCUGCUAGCUGUGCUUUCUGGUAUUUCUAGAGGAAGCGGGUGGCAACAUUUAGGAGGUUACGUCAAUCUCGCCGCGUACUAUCUUGUUGGAAUUCCAUUAGCUCUCGUGUUAUGUUUCGUGCUACACUUGAGAGGAAUCGGACUUUGGAUCGGAAUACUAACAGGAUCUGCAGUUCAAGUAUUGCUACUUGCCCUCAUAACAUCCUUCACAAAUUGGCAAAAGCAGGCUAUCGAGACAAGGGAACGGAUAUUUGAGCAGACUAGAGCUGACAAUGGUUCGAGUUAAAAUGAGCAAGAAAUCGUCUAUAAGCAGUUUAGUAUCAACUGUCACAUCUUUCUAGAUUACAUGAAUGAAAUCAUUGUCUGCUUCACAUGGCUUCUUGGGCAAUUUUCCUAAGCUUUGAUUUGUCUUGUGUAAUAGCUUGAUUAAGAAAAACCGUCGUUAAAUCCCUCUCGUUACCUAGCCGAAAAGGCCAGUGUGGCUCUCUCGUUUUGACCUGGGCUCUAGAUGAAGGUCACCUGAAGUAGUUUCUGUAGUAGUGAUGUUUUCUUGUUAAACUCAUAUUUGAAUGAAAAUUUUAGGAUAGGAACAAAUGUUGGAUUUACUGAUCCUGCUAACAAGCUCA